Molecule: messenger RNA, 702 nt
Organism: Rotaria socialis
Lineage: Eukaryota; Metazoa; Rotifera; Eurotatoria; Philodinida; Philodinidae
Source: the annotation of a GenBank genome assembly
AUGGCUGACGCUAAAAUUGAUAUGGCAUUAGAUGAUAUUAUUAAAAAAAAUCGUAAUGGUCCCGGAAGUGGACGUGGUCGUGGCCGAGGUCGUGGAGGAAAUUUAAAUCAACGUCGCGGCGGCGGUGGCAUUGUUGGACGUAUCACGAAAAAUACGAACAAUAAUCGCGGCCGUGGUGGCAACUUUCAACGUGGUAGAGGCGGCGGGGGCGGCCGUAAUUCUUUUAAUCAGCGAAAUAAUAACCGUUCAACCAAUUUCCGUCAACAACGAGGCAGAGGAAACACAAUUCCAGGUUUUAAUCGUCGAAGUACAAACGGUGAUAAACCUACUGCAACGUACAAUCCAUUGAGCCGUGAUAACAAUGCUGCAGCAUCGAAGCAACAACGUCAACCACAAAUUCAAACAACUCCACGAAGACAACAAGGUAGUAUAUUCAAUAAGAUUCGACCAAAUCAAAAUGUUAGUGCACUUCGACGACGUAUGGUUGCUGCUCAACGUGCAUUAAAUCGUGCUACGAAAACACUUGCUGAAAUUCCAAGAAUGAGACAACAACGACAACGAAUUCUUCAACAGCCACAAAAACUUAGAAACAUCAUAACCCGAAAUAAACUCGGUGGUGGUGGUGGCGGCGGCAUUCGUAAAAGAUUAACAAAUGCUCGAAAACCAAUUGGCCGUGGUGGAACUCGUCGUAUGUUUGUUUAA